Messenger RNA from Phycomyces blakesleeanus NRRL 1555(-), 624 nucleotides. RefSeq lists its product as hypothetical. NCBI's taxonomy places the organism in Eukaryota, Fungi, Mucoromycota, Mucoromycetes, Mucorales, Phycomycetaceae. Bases 1 to 624 code for a protein of 207 amino acids. The record is from RefSeq and is a predicted model, not a curated record. The transcript has 6 exons.
AUGAUAGAUGCUUUAUCUGAUCAGUAUAGUAGCAGCGCUAGCUUGAUAGGCUACAGAGAACCAUACACUUCCGAAGUAUACUAUUCGAAGAAACAAGGAGAAAAACAGAAAAAAGGAGAGACAAUGUUAGUACUUUAUCCUAAGUACAGGCAUUUGGGAUUCCAGAUCAAACUUGCUAACAUCAGCCGGAUAUAUAGUAAUAAUGUGACAAGGACCUAUAUGGGCUUACAAGGAGCUAUUGCCAUUGGUGGGAAGAUACCAGUGAUGAGAACAGGUAUUAGAAAUACAUAUAGCAGUAGCAGCAAGUGUAGCAUGUUUGGCAAAGUUAGUGCGAUUGAAGCUGUCAAUUUUUUUUAUAGACGAGUAGGGAGUGAGCAGCAAGGAACAAGAUGCCUGAAAUACUUGGACCACGUUUGUACUCAAAUAUCUUAUUUGGGGGAAGAUUGUGAGAAGAGGGACAAGAUCCAGAAACAAUUUCAUCAUUUGAAAGAAAGGUGCGCCGUUUCUCCGUUUAUGGAGAAGACAAAAGUGGAGUACUUGUUUGUGGGUAAAUUAUUGCGCCAGAAAAAUGGUUCUAGGUGCACUACAGAUACUGCAUCAAACACAAUUACCCAAAAAAAUUAA